This is a messenger RNA of Podospora anserina S mat+, 1665 nucleotides long. RefSeq lists its product as uncharacterized. Gene Ontology annotation, molecular function: pyridoxal phosphate binding; threonine synthase activity. The coding region runs from base 1 to 1665 and encodes 554 amino acids. The transcript is spliced from 3 exons. Lineage: Eukaryota; Fungi; Ascomycota; Sordariomycetes; Sordariales; Podosporaceae. The record is from RefSeq and is a predicted model, not a curated record. Gene Ontology annotation, biological process: L-threonine biosynthetic process.
AUGUCCAACGGUGUCGUUGCCAAUGGCGCUUCUGCCGACCAGACUCACACUGCGUCGCAGCGCUACCUGAGCACCCGUGGUGAAGACAGCGGCUUCUCCUUUGAAGAGGUCGUACUCAAGGGCCUUGCCUCCGACGGUGGUCUUUACAUUCCCGAAGCCAUUCCCUCCGCCGAGAACUGGGAAUCCUGGAAGGAUCUUUCCUUUACCGACCUCGCCUUCAACAUCAUCUCCCUUUUCGUCUCCCCCUCCGAAAUCCCCUCGGAGGACCUCAAGGAUAUUAUCAACAGGAGUUACGCAACCUUCCGUGCCGACGAAGUCACACCACUGGUGAACCUCCAAGGUGAUGUUCAUCUUCUCGAGCUUUUCCACGGCCCAACCUUUGCUUUCAAGGAUGUGGCCCUCCAGUUCCUCGGAAACCUCUUCGAGUAUUUCUUGGUGCGCAGAAACGAGGGAAAGACCGGCCGUGACAGAUACCACUUGACCGUGGUGGGUGCCACGAGCGGUGAUACUGGCUCGGCUGCCAUUUACGGUCUCAGGGGGAAGAAGGACGUCUCGGUUUUCAUGCUCCACCCCAAGGGGCGCGUGAGCCCCGUCCAGGAGCAGCAGAUGACCACGGUGCUGGACGCCAAUGUUCAUAAUCUGGCUGUCACUGGCAACUUUGACAAUUGCCAGGACAUCGUCAAGGCUCUAUUUGCCGACCCUGAGAUCAACUCGACCCACAAGCUCGGCGCCGUCAACAGCAUCAACUGGGCUCGUAUUCUCGCCCAAACUGUCUACUACUUCCACGCCUAUUUCUCCCUCCUCCGCCAGCAACCCUCUACCUUCAAGCUCGGCGACAAGGUCCGCUUCGCUGUCCCUUCCGGAAACUUUGGCGACAUUCUCGCUGGUUACUUCGCCCUUCGUAUGGGUCUCCCCGUCGACAAGCUCGUUAUUGCCACCAACGAGAACGAUAUUCUUGACCGCUUUUUCAAGACUGGUCGUUACGAGAAGAAGCCCACCUACGGCUCCAAGGCCGAAGGCGGUCUUGAGCAGGACGGUGUCAAGGCCCACGAGGAUGGCGUGAAGGAAACUCUUUCUCCCGCCAUGGAUAUCCUGGUGUCUUCCAACUUUGAGCGCCUGCUAUGGUUCUUGGCGUAUCAGUUUGCCUCCAGCGCUGGGAUGGACGAUGAGUGGAACAAGAAGCAGGCUGGUCAGGAAGUUUCUUCCUGGCUGUCUGACCUCAAGAACAAGGGUGGUUUCGGGCCGGUAUACAAGGACGUUCUUGAAGCUGCGCGCAAGAACUUUGAGAGUGAAAGGGUCAGCGACCAGGAGACACUCGACACCAUCAAGGCCCUCUACAAGGAAGUUGGCUAUGUUCUUGACCCCCACACGGCAGUCGGCGUGGAGGCUGCGAGAAGGACACAAAAGCGCGCUCUUGUGGAAGAAGGUGCCGCAAAGCACAUCAUCUCUCUCUCAACAGCCCAUCCGGCCAAGUUUGCCGGCGCGGUUGAGCUGGCGCUCAAGGAGGAGCCAGAGUUUAACUUCCAGGAGAAUGUCCUCCCACCCGAGUUCGUUGGGCUGGACAAGAAGGAAAAGAGAGUCAGUGAUGUGGCGAACGAUUGGAAGGCUGUACGAGAUGUCGUCAGGCAACAAGUGGAGGAGGAGUUCAAGGCCCUGGGUUACUAA